AUGACACGUCCUCUUGACGAGAAGGUAAACUCGCCCAUCAAACUGCAACUGCCCAACAACCGCAACCCUUGUGGGUCCAACUCGUUGGACGCUGCCGAGGAUAAGCGCCGCUACUCUCAAGAACUGUACCGCUUCCACAUGGCCAUGUGGGACACGCGCAGGGCUGACCUAGAACGUCGCUCGGCUACCCAUGCUCUCACUGCCCUUUUCUGUCCUUCGACGUUGAUGGAGACGGAGCAGCCAUGGUGCUGGCAGAACGGUGGCCCGUGUAUGAGCCCUGGAUCGUACAUCAACGACAGUGCUCGCAGCUCCACCCAUGUCUCCAGCACCUCGUUGACUGGCAUUCAGUCUCGUCUCCCCCAGCCUCCUCACACUGCAUAG
Messenger RNA from Apiotrichum porosum, 381 nucleotides. RefSeq lists its product as uncharacterized. The record is from RefSeq and is a predicted model, not a curated record. The transcript is spliced from 3 exons. NCBI's taxonomy places the organism in Eukaryota, Fungi, Basidiomycota, Tremellomycetes, Trichosporonales, Trichosporonaceae. The coding region runs from base 1 to 381 and encodes 126 amino acids.